CCCCUCCACUCUAUUUGUGUCUCCUAUCCGCAUCUGCCCAUCACAGUCUUCCUCUCUGCGCUGGACCUGCUUGCUUUCCUCUGCGUGCGUGGUUGACCUGUGGAGACUUUCCAACGAAGGAAGGAGGAAGACAAAAGAGUUAACCUAUGCGUGCAGAGUGUGGACUGAGCGCAGCUGUUUCGUUCAAAGAAGGGCCCAACAUGUGAGAAGAUGUCUGUUGGAGGUUGUGCUUGUCCCGGCUGUUCGUCAAAGUCAUUCAAGCUGUACUCUCCCAAGGAGCCCCCCAACGGUGGCAGCUUUCCCCCCUUCCACCCAGGCGCUAUGCUGGACAGAGAUGUGGGGCCUACACCCAUGUACCCACCCUCAUACAUGGAGCCUGGAAUGGGGAGACCCACACCGUAUGGGAACCAGACAGAUUACCGGAUAUAUGAGCUGAAUAAAAGAUUACAGAACUGGACGGAGGACUGUGACAAUCUUUGGUGGGAUGCGUUUACUACAGAGUUUUUUGAAGAUGACGCCAUGCUCACCAUCACUUUCUGUCUGGAAGAUGGUCCCAAACGAUACACCAUUGGCAGGACGUUGAUUCCUCGAUACUUUAGGAGUAUUUUUGAAGGAGGUGCCACUGAGCUGUUUUAUGUUUUGAAGCAUCCAAAAGAGUCUUUCCAUAGUAACUUCGUGUCACUUGACUGUGACCAGUGCACUAUGGUGACCCAGAAUGGCAAACCCAUGUUCACACAGGUGUGUGUUGAGGGACGUCUCUACCUGGAGUUCAUGUUUGAUGACAUGAUGAGGAUCAAGACGUGGCAUUUCAGCAUCAGGCAACACAGAGAAGUCCUGCCAAGAAGUAUUUUGGCUAUGCAUGAUCCCCAGAUGCUGGAUCAGCUGUCGAAAAAUAUCACCAGAUGUGGACUCUCCAACUCAACGCUCAACUACCUCCGUCUAUGUGUGAUACUGGAGCCAAUGCAAGAGUUGAUGUCCAGGCAUAAGACGUACAGUUUAAGCCCCAGAGACUGUCUGAAGACUUGCCUUUUCCAAAAGUGGCAAAGGAUGGUGGCACCUCCAGCUGAGCCGGCCAGACAAGCUCCAAAUAAGCGACGGAAAAGGAAGGUGUCUGGCGGGAGCACCGUGAGCUCCGGUGGAGGCAACAACAACAACAGCAACAGCAAAAAGAAGAGUCCAGGCAACAGCUUUUCACUUUCCAACCAGGACCUGGUUGGAACAAAAACCUGUACAGUGCCGGAGCUUGAGGACCGGAGUUGAGAACCACUACGCUAAAUGUUAAACACACUCUCUCUCUCUCUCUCUCUGUCUCUCUCUGUCUCUCUCUCACACACCCCCACAGCCCUACAAAGACACACUCUGGCAUACACCCAAACACGUAGUGUCACCUACAUCUGCGGCAUAAAACAUUUAAGGUACUGGAGAGAGGUGGCACGCAGCAUGUCUGGAUCAGAUGGCCAGAUGCCACAGAAGUUUUUAUUUUAUUUCAUUUCUUUUCUUUUUCUAUCUUUUAGAUUUGUGCUCUUUUUUCUGUUUUUUUUGUAAACUAUUUUUAAAUAGACGGACAAACAAAAGCACCCCAGAAUAUUCUUUGCACUGUUUUCCACAAUUAACGGCAAUCUAUUUUUCUUAUGGAGUUGACAGUGUGUUAUUUUUUUGUUUCUUUUCUAUUAUUGCUAAUGUAAGAAGUGUAAAACAUCUUGAGACUUGCAGUAUAUUAAUGUGUAAGUAUUGCUGUUAGAUCAUUCUAAUUGUGAUGGUAAUAACUAAUAUAAGCCUCCGCUUAACAUGUCAUCCAUCCGUGUCGGGCAUCUCGCUGUUAUCGGGCUCACUGACUUCACCGCUAAGACAAGCUGGGGAGAACAAGGCUAGUGUUUUUACUACUGUGCUGCAUCUGCUUUGAUGCAAGUCCAAAGCAGUACACUGGAAACCAGUUUCCCCCACUAAAUAUCCAUCUGUUGUCUUAUCAUGGAAGAACCGUUUUGCUUCGUCUUGAAAUCUCUUAACUUGCGGUCAUCUCUUCAGAGAAUAUAGUAACAGAGAUCUUCUUAAAUUUGCUACUCAAAAAUAUUUUAAAAGCAAGUUUUGACAGGAUUGUAAAAUAAGAAAAAAAAAAAAGACUUUUGUAUUAACUUAAGCUUCCAAGAAAUGUUUUUAAUUACAAUUUAAAAAAAACAAGAAAAAAAAGCUGCAGACCAAGGAGCUCCAUGUAAAGAUUCUUAUACAGUUACACAGCGCUGUUUUAUGUUUUUCUUGAUGAAUCAUUUGUUGGCUUUACUCUCCAUGUUUGUGUCUGUGCUUGUAUAUUUUUAGGUAGUAAUUUCUGUAAAAGUUAUUCAAUGUAUUCUUCCCUAAAACUAUGAGUAACUCAAUCUAAUGUAAAGAGAUGAAAAACAUCUUUUUUUUAAUGUCCUUUUUUUUUCUUUCUUUUUCUCCUUAAUUGUACAAUCACUGUUAAAAUAAUUCCCCCCUCAUUUUAGCAAACUGUAUUUAUUUUUCUAUGUACUGAAACUCUGUUGAGGUCCGACCCACCUGUACAAAUACCCAUGUUAAUAUACGGAGGAAUUUGUGGGGCUGCUGAGUCAGUUCAUGCUAUCAGAGCUGAUUUGUUUUGAAAUAAAGCUCCCUGGUCAUUCUGUUACUGUCUCAUUCAGGAGACGUCUCAAAGCUGUAGGGUUCUGCUCCAUCAGGUGCUUGAAAACCAGUAAAGAACCAUAAUUAGUGAAAAUCUUAAUUAGAAGUCUGUAUUUGUGCCUCCAGCUCCUCCAGAUAAUAGAAAUGUGCCACAAUGGUGCAACCGGCAUUGAACAUUUAUUAAAAUUACUAUGUUUUAUGUCAUUGUGGGUUUGUUUUGAGACUAUUUAACAUAUUUUUAAUACAUCUAAAAUCUGUAUGUGAUUAGAAAUAUAUUGAGAUAUGAAAUGAAUGGCAGAGUAUAGCGAUGCUGACCAGUGUCCUGGGCAGGUACGUGCGUGAAAGGAGUCGGCUGGUGGAUGGUAAUUUGCAGAUCCUCCCAGCAGGGGUCUCACGGAGCAACAGACUGAGCAGCCUGUCAGAAAUUCCUCCAUCAUUUUAUCUGGCAGAAAUGCCGUCUGUAUAGCCACACUGAGCUGCAAGCCAUUGUUUUAAAAAAUAAAACCCCUCCUUCAUCGUCUCCGGCACCUCGUAGUUAACUUUUGUGGCGUACCAGUUAAGCAGGCGGACACAGAACUGAAUCCAGGGACAACUUAUCAGCACCCAGUGUUUUCUAAGUUGUAAUACCUGUAAUUAAGAAAAUAUAAGGGUGUGUAAAGGGCAGAGAAAUGGCAAUUCACUUGUAGCUGGUUCUUGUAGCACCUCAUCAUAGGGGUGGUUUUAUAUCUAUAUUUUUUGCCAGGUUUCUGUCAUUGAUAAUUCAUGUAUGGUAUCAAUAAAGAUGAAUUUUCACUGAAA
Cololabis saira (Pacific saury) is the source of this 3432-nucleotide messenger RNA. RefSeq names its product LIM domain binding 1a (gene ldb1a). Gene Ontology annotation, cellular component: nucleus; transcription regulator complex. The record is from RefSeq and is a predicted model, not a curated record. The coding region runs from base 211 to 1260 and encodes 349 amino acids. Gene Ontology annotation, biological process: nervous system development; negative regulation of transcription by RNA polymerase II; positive regulation of transcription by RNA polymerase II. Gene Ontology annotation, molecular function: LIM domain binding. The transcript has 12 exons. Lineage: Eukaryota; Metazoa; Chordata; Actinopteri; Beloniformes; Belonidae.